Papaver somniferum (opium poppy) is the source of this 1218-nucleotide messenger RNA. RefSeq lists its product as uncharacterized. The record is from RefSeq and is a predicted model, not a curated record. The coding region runs from base 74 to 757 and encodes 227 amino acids. The transcript has 4 exons. NCBI's taxonomy places the organism in Eukaryota, Viridiplantae, Streptophyta, Magnoliopsida, Ranunculales, Papaveraceae.
GAAAAGUUGGGGAGAGAAAGAGAUUUCUGACGUUCCGAUAUUAACGGAAAAUUAAAUUCGAAAGGAUAAAGAAAUGAUUGGGAUCCGACUGGAUUCAGGAAUCGGCUCUACUGCUUCGCUUCUUCUACUUGGUUCGAUUUUGCUCUUCUUUCCUUCAGGAACUGUUUCGUCUGGAAUAGUUACUCUAAAAUCAAUUCAGAUUUUUACUACCCAUGGAUUGUUAAGUAGACCAAUUUUUAGUUCUUAUGGGUUAGUAACUGCACCAACAGUUUAUUUUAAUUGUCAAGGAGAGAACAAGACAAAUUUGCCUGAUGUGAAGAAGAAAAACUCCCUGUACACUUUUAAGGAUGAAGAGUCUUGGCAGCCAGUGACAGAGUUUCUUAACAAGAAAUGUAAGCGCUGUGGUUUCUAUGAGAAGAAUAUUAUCAUGUCAGAUGGUGUAUUUGAUGAGUGGGAGUUUUGUCCGUCUGAUUUUAAGGCUUCUGAUGGAGUGUACGUAAGGUUGAAGGAUAAGGAAGUCAGUGCUACAUUUUAUUGUCCUGAAUGCGUUCCUCGUCAUGGAAGGGAUGUUGUAGCUCGGAAUCAUACUCUCAGAUCAGAUAAUGGUGGCACCAAGGGAAACAGAAUGCGUGUAACUUCUGUGAUUUUCAUAGCCGUAUUAGCUUCAAAUGGGUUCAUCAUUGGAGUACUCUAUCGGUACUGGCUAAGGAAGAAGAGCAUGCAGGCUCGAAGUGGGAGAAGACACAGAUUAUCUUGAAUAGAAUAAAGAGAAGCUCUUUCCGUCUCUCAGUAACCCCACCCUCUCUAUAACUGAUCUGUGUUUGUUUGCUGUUCGAAUCUGCUUCUCUUUUUAGCAGAAUGGAGCAGCCGUUGCUUUGUGAUGGGUUUUGGUUGUGGGUUGUUAUCAGUAUGGAAAUAAUGGCUGUUGCGGCUGUAGUGGUGAUAUAGUAGUAAUGGGGGACUGGUGAAGGUUUCUAUUGAAGGAUACAGUGGAGUAUUCAAUUCGGUGGUUAUGUAGUUGGUGGGUGUCUUGGCAGUGUCAAAGCACUAAGCAGAUGUUUUCUUUUUUGUUUUUGUUUUUGCUUUUGUUUUGAGUUGUUGUUUUGCUUUGUUGUGAUUGUUUGUUAGUAUUUUGUAUAUAGAUGGUUCGCUUCAUCCUGCAUUCUCCUUGGUGUUUUGGUUAGUAAAGAGAGAAGAACUACCCUUCAUGUCCCUUCA